AUUGUGAACACGACGCAGUAAGCUACUUCUUGUCACUGCACGUUGUGGUUAGCCUGAAAGAUCCGAUCAUAAUUAUCAUUUUUUUUUUUUGUCUACUUCAGUAGCAGUAAGUCUGUCAAAAAGGACCUGCCUACAUCACACGCUUCUUUUUCUGCUACAUGAUCUGAAAUUUGCUAAACACUGGAGGAGAGAAGGUGAAAAAUGACCCAGUUCCUACCGCCCAAUCUGCUGGCCCUCUUUGCUCCACGGGACCCGAUACCUUUCCUACCUCAGCUGGUGAAGUUGCCCCAUGAGAAGCAUCACAACCAACCCUACAGUGGCAUCGCUCCGUUCAUCAGACACUUUGAGGACCCGAGAGAUGCACCCCCUCCAACAAGAGCAGAAACCCGUGAAGAGCGGCUGGAGAGGAAGAGGCGAGAGAAAAUCGAGAGGAGGCAAACAGUAGUAGAGACAGAACUUAAACUUUGGGAUCCUCAUAAUGACCCAAACGCACAGGGGGAUGCCUUCAAGACCCUGUUUGUUGCACGAGUGAAUUAUGACACCACAGAGUCCAAACUUCGCCGUGAAUUUGAAGUCUAUGGCCCCAUCAAACGGAUUUACAUAGUCUACAACAAGAGGACAGCGAAGCCUCGGGGCUAUGCAUUCAUUGAAUAUGAACAUGAGCGAGACAUGCACUCCGCCUAUAAGCAUGCUGAUGGGAAGAAGAUUGAUGGCAGAAGGGUCUUGGUGGAUGUGGAAAGAGGACGUACUGUCAAAGGAUGGCGUCCUCGCAGGCUAGGAGGUGGAUUGGGUGGCACGAGGAGAGGUGGAGCUGAUGUGAACAUCAAGCACUCUGGUCGAGAUGAUGCGUCACGCUACGAUGACCGUCCUCUGGGAGGUGAUCGUGACCGUGGAGACCGGAGGGAACGCAGCCGUGAACGGGACAGGGACAAGGACAGAGAUCGUCGGAGGUCCCGAUCUCGUGAACGCCGUCGACACACCCGUUCCAGAGAGCGAGAAAGGGAAAGAGACCGACAGAUCGGAGCAGGAGAGGACACCAGUGGUAGUAACCGGCGUCGAGAGCGCGAAAGGGAGCGUGGGGGGGCAGCGGGAGGAGACAGCAGGAGUAGGGAGAGAAGUCGAGACCGGAAAAGAAGGAGCAGGAGCCGGGAUCGUAAGAGAGACAGGGAGAGAGGUAAGGGGCUGGAAGGGGAUGAGGUCAGCCAAGGAGAAGGUGGCCCUGAGGCUGGGGAGCGGAUGCUGGAGGACCAUGAAGGAGAAGUGAGUGAGGGCUUAGAGGAGCGUAGAGACAGAGAAAGAGAGAGGGACAGACGGCGUAGCCAUCGAGACAGGGACAGACGUAGGGGAGAUCGGGACAGAGACAGGGAACACAAGAGGGAGCGUGGAGAGAGAGACAGGGGAGAGCGGAGAGAGGAGCGCCAUGGUUCCCUACGAGACGACAUGGGCCCUCAAGAUGAUAUGGGCAAUGAGGAUGAUGGAGGAGUGCCGCCACAGAUGGAGGAAUACAGUCAGGAUGGGAUGAUGGGCCAACAGUCGGUCCCAUCAGCUGAUGGCUAUGGUUCCAGUGAAAAUGGCUACAAGAUGGAGGCUCCAGGAGAUGAGUACUGAAACGGCUCCUCUGCCAGGAGAAUCUAACUUACAAGUAGUUUCUUUUUGUUCUGUCACAUGGCAUUUGGCCAUGGGAGCUUUGUGAUUUCAGGGCUUCUUGAGUAUCAAACGCCUAGCUAGCUUUCCUCUCAAUUUGCUUCAGUACUCUAUUUGGUAUCAAUGUACACAUUGAUUUGAUCUCUUAAUUGGCAGUUUUCUUACAUUGCCCAACUAAUCUGUGCCACUCCAUCACUAAAUGUCAUCAAAUUACUCUGGAGAUGUUUUUAAUUUUGUUUUGUCCAUCCCACCUACACACACACACACUCUUGACCUUCAGAUGCACAUGAAACACAAGUUUUUAAGUUCUUUUGAAAUGGUAGUCUUUAUUUCCAGAUGAAUAAAACAAUUAGAAUGUGGUAAUUGGAUCCAAAUGACCAUCCAGUCUGUUUGUCAAAUUGAAGUAAAUGUAACGUUGUGGCAGUUGAGGGCACCUCUGUUUAUUCAUUUAUGAAUCUUUUUUUUUUGUUUGUUUGUUUUUUGCUGUUGGUAAUAUUUCCAAGGACAUUUUAAUAAAGAUGUGACUUAAAGCCA
This is a messenger RNA of Archocentrus centrarchus (flier cichlid), 2178 nucleotides long. RefSeq names its product small nuclear ribonucleoprotein 70 (U1) (gene snrnp70). Gene Ontology annotation, biological process: mRNA splicing, via spliceosome. Lineage: Eukaryota; Metazoa; Chordata; Actinopteri; Cichliformes; Cichlidae. Bases 202 to 1608 code for a protein of 468 amino acids. Gene Ontology annotation, cellular component: U1 snRNP; U2-type prespliceosome; precatalytic spliceosome. The record is from RefSeq and is a predicted model, not a curated record. The transcript is spliced from 10 exons. Gene Ontology annotation, molecular function: U1 snRNA binding; mRNA binding.